Messenger RNA from Closterium sp. NIES-65, 1850 nucleotides. The record is from the annotation of a GenBank genome assembly. NCBI's taxonomy places the organism in Eukaryota, Viridiplantae, Streptophyta, Zygnematophyceae, Desmidiales, Closteriaceae.
ACCGCACCACCCUCACGCCGCUUGGCCGGCCGAUUGCGGUCUCCCUGGCUGACCCCUCUGGGGGUCCUGUCCUCUCUCACUUCUCUACUGUGCUCCCGUGUCCGGCUGCCCCCUCGGGCACACUGUCUGGUCUGUACCUUCCCUCGUUCUCGACGAACUUGGUGAGUGGUGCGGACCUACAGGAUGCGGGGGUUCACCAGUUCACUCCUGCGAGUCAGCGGGUGACCCACUGCACGGACGCACGCACAGGCCGACACCUGGCCACGUUCUCACGUCGGCCAGGGUCGAGCCUCUACACCCUGACCACUACAUCUCCUCCUGUCCCUGCGUCGGGUCAGGUAGCUGCGUCAGGUCAGGUGCUUGCUGCUGCGUCCCGGUCAGGUCCUGAGUCUGCCCCCUGUUCUUGUCGCCUCCUGUCUCACGAGACUCUCCUGUGGCACCACCGUCUUGGCCACCCCUCCUUGCCCCGUCUUCGGAGCAUUGCUUCCCGUGUCCUUGUCUCUGGUCUUCCCCGGUCUCUCCCUCCCCUUCCCUCCGGGCCAGGACCUUCCGGUGUCCCCUAUGUCGAGGGGCGCCUCCGGGCUGCUCCUCACUCCUCCCAGUUCCCCCCGACAGAGGCUCCACUGCAGACCCUUCACAUGGACGUGUGGGGCCCAGCCCCCGUCCGUGGGCAGGGUCACGAGCGCUACUUCCUGUUGGUGGUUGACGACUACUCGCGUUACACCACAGUCCUCCCCUUGCGCAGCAAGGGUGCUGUCACUGAGGUGCUGAUCGACUGGAUCCGCGAGGCUCGUCUCCAGCUCAGGAAGAGCUUCGGCUCAGACUUUCCUGUUCUGCGUCUGCACUCGGACAGAGGCGGAGAGUUCUCCUCUCACCUUCUGCGAGACUACUGUCGUGCACGGGGGAUCCGCCAGACCUUCACGCUUCCGGACUAUCCACAGCAAAAUGGGAUUGCUGAGCGCCGCAUUGGCAUGGUCAUGGAUGUCGUUUGUACGUCCAUGAUGCAUGCGGCUGCCCCCCAUUUUCUGUGGCUGUUUGCGGUGAGGUACGCGGCGCAUCAGCUCAACCUUCACCCCAGGGUCUCUCGGCCCGCGAUGUCCCCAGUCUUGCUGUGGACGGGGAAGGUUGGCGAUGCGUCGGCGUUCCGUGUCUUGGGAUCUCGGGCGUUUGUCCGCGACUUGUCUGCGGACAAGCUGUCCCCUCGUGCUACUCCCUGUGUCUUCCUUGGCUUCCCCACUGACGCUCCAGGGUGGCAGUUUUACCACCCCUCCUCUCGUCGUGUUCUGUCCUCCCAGGACGUCACGUUCGACGAGUCAGUCCCCUUCUACCGCCUCUUCCCCUACCGCACUCCUUCCCUCCCCCCUCCGCCGGACUUCCUUGUACCGGUUACUGGUGACUUUGGUGCUGCUGCGGGUGCUGAGCCAGGGGGUGCUGACUCUGGGGGUGCUGUGCGCGGGGGUGCCGGGCCUGGAGGUGCUGAGCCUGGGGGUGCUGGGCCUGGGGGUGCUAAUGCGGAGGGUGCUGAGCCUGGGGGUGCUGAGCCGGGGGGUGCUGUGCCUGGAGCUGCUGAGCUAAGGGGUGCUGGUCUGGAGCUGCUGAGCCUGGGGAUUCUCCUGCUGCUGCGUCUCGACGGGAGCCCCUCUCUCCACAGGAGCUGCGCGAGUGGUUUGCUCGCCGCUGGAGGCGUGCUGCUGGAGCUGGUGCUUCUUCGACCGUCGAGGGUGCUGGUGCUGCCGGUCCCGGAGCUGCUGGGCCUGCGGGGUCCUACUGGAGCUGGAGCUGCUGAGGGUGUUGGUGCUGAGAAUACUGCUGUCUGUCCUGGCGGUGGGUCUGCUGCUGGUGCAAAAUAA